Adineta steineri is the source of this 1740-nucleotide messenger RNA. Lineage: Eukaryota; Metazoa; Rotifera; Eurotatoria; Adinetida; Adinetidae. The record is from the annotation of a GenBank genome assembly.
AUGAAUACCUAUCGACAACAUUCAGGUACGUCGAACAGUGAUUCAGAUAAUGAUGGUGAAAAACAUCCAAAAAUACCUGAGCGUCAAUCAUCAGUAACAUCUAAACGUCGAGUAACUUUUAGUUCAAAGAAUGUCAAUGAAAUAUCAUCACCAACGAAAGUACGUCCACGCCGUUUGCGUACAACAAGUCGUUCAAUUGAUGAACGUAUAUCAUUUUGUGGUCGAAAUCCAAUUUAUACCGCCGGUCGUCCAGCAUGGUAUGAUGCAUCUGGUGAAAUAAAAGAAGCAUUUGUUAUUGGUAUUUGUGGUGGAAGUUCAAGUGGAAAAACUACAGUUGCAGAAAAUAUUGUAGAAAAAUUAAAUGUACCUUGGGUAACUCUAUUAAGUAUGGAUUCAUUUUAUAAAGUUUUAACUGCUCAACAACAUGAACAAGCAAAAGCAACUAAUUAUAAUUUUGAUCAUCCAGAUGCAUUUGAUUUUGAAUUACUUCUUGAAACAUUACGAAAUCUUAAAAUGGGCAAACAAGUUGAAAUUCCAUUAUAUAAUUUUACUACACAUUCUCGUGAAACAUAUACAGUAAAAAUUAAAAAAAUUCUCUAUGGUGCUAAUGUUGUUAUUUUUGAAGGAAUUAUGUCAUUUGUUAGUAAAGAUAUUCUUAAACUUCUUGAUAUGAAAGUAUUUGUUGAUACAGAUGCUGAUAUUCGUCUUGCACGUCGACUUGAAAGAGAUAUAAGUGAACGUGGACGAGAAGUUGAAGGUAUUAUACGACAAUAUACACGUUUUGUUAAACCUUCUUAUGAUCAUUAUAUUGCACCGACGAUGGCUUAUGCGGAUCUGAUUGUUCCAAGAGGUGGUGAAAAUCAAAUCGCUAUUGAUUUAAUUGCAAAUCAUGUCAAUCGAGAACUGCAUAAUCGUGGUGUAAAAGUUCGAAAUGAACUUGUACAUCGUUCUGACAUUAUGUGUGAUUUACCAAUGCCUAGUACAUUUUAUAUUAUUGAACAGACAGCGCAAGUUAAAUAUCUUCAUACAAUUAUAAGAAAUAAAGAUACUGAUCGUGAUGAAUUUAUUUUUUAUUCGAAACGUCUUAUGCGAAUAUUAUUUGAAUAUGCUUUAUCUCUACUACCAUUUGAAAAUGUCACUGUUGAAACACCACAAGGUCUUAUAUAUCAUGGAAAAAAACAUGUGUAUUCAGAUGUUUGUGGUGUAUCUAUUGUUCGAGCUGGUGAAUGUCUAGAACCUGCAUUAACUGAAGUAUAUAAAGAUGCUAAAAUUGGUAAAAUUUUAAUACAAACAAAUCAACAAACUGGUGAACCAGAACUUCAUUAUCUUCGAUUACCUCGUGAUAUUGCUAAUACUUAUGUAUUAAUUCUUGAUGCUACUAUUGCGACUGGAGCGGCAGCAUUAAUGGCUAUACGAGUUUUAUUAGAUCACAAUGUUCCACAAGAAAAAAUUGCACUUCUUUCAUUAUUAGUGUCAAAACAAGGAGUUCAUACAAUUGCAUAUGCUUUUCCAAAAGUAAAAAUAGUUACAACAGCAUGCGAUACUCAACUUGAUCAUGAUACGGGUUUUAUAUGUCCUGGUUUAGGGAAUUUUGGUGAUCGAUAUUUUGGAACAGAUUUCAUUGGAUAUUCAUCGGAUACAGAUGAUACACCGACUAGUAUAAAUGGAAAUGGUAGUUUUCAACCUUGUACACCAGAAUCACCUUUAUCGGACUCAAGAAAAUUUUUGAAUGAAUCAUGA